This is a messenger RNA of Triticum aestivum (bread wheat), 1190 nucleotides long. RefSeq names its product ethylene-responsive transcription factor WIN1. The transcript has 2 exons. Lineage: Eukaryota; Viridiplantae; Streptophyta; Magnoliopsida; Poales; Poaceae. Bases 291 to 914 code for a protein of 207 amino acids. The record is from RefSeq and is a predicted model, not a curated record. Gene Ontology annotation, molecular function: DNA binding; DNA-binding transcription factor activity. Gene Ontology annotation, biological process: regulation of DNA-templated transcription.
CCCAGCAGCAAGGCACCCAUGCUCUCCGGUGUAUACACUGUCUUCCAAUGAUGGCCGGUGAAAACUAGACCAGGCACACUCUCUUCUGUGAGGGGGGGCGUGUGACACUGUGCCGCGUACUAUUUGACUACCUACGCAUCUAACCACAUCUAACACGGCAGUGCAGAGGCAAGUACAGGCUGGGCAGCUUAUAUUCAUCACUCGGACCAGAGCUCUUCUCCUCACCCCCCACAACACCUUGGCGGACUCAAGAGGCUCGUUCCCUCGUCUGUGAAAGACAGGCAGAACAAAUGGUGCAACCCAAGAAGAAGUUUCGUGGAGUCAGGCAGCGCCACUGGGGCUCCUGGGUCUCUGAGAUCAGACACCCCCUCCUUAAAAGAAGGGUGUGGCUUGGUACCUUCGAAACCGCUGAAGAGGCUGCACGGGCCUACGACGAGGCCGCCGUUCUGAUGAGCGGCCGCAAUGCCAAGACCAACUUCCCCGUGCAGAGGAGCAGCACCGGCGAUCCUGCCCCAGCUGCAACCCGGGACGUUCGUGGCGGCAGCUCCUCCUCCUCUACGAGCAACCUGUCCCAGGUUCUCAGUGCCAAGCUUCGCAAGUGCUGCAAGGCGCCGUCUCCGUCCCUCACCUGCCUUCGCCUUGACACCGAGAAGUCCCACAUUGGCGUCUGGCAGAAGCGUGCAGGGGCCCGCGCCGACUCCAACUGGGUCAUGACCGUGGAGCUCAACAAAGGGGCCGGGCCAUCCGGCGAUGCGGUGGCAGCGCAGUCCACAGUGUCAGCAACCACGGCUUCUUCACCGGCGAGUACAAUGGAUGACGAGGAGAGGCUCACGCUGCAGAUGAUCGAGGAGCUGCUGAGCAGUAGCGGUCCAGCUUCGCCAUCGCAUGGAGAAGAAGGUAGCUUCGUCGUCUGAAAAAGCAUGGACGAAACAGCAUCGCAACGUCGCCAUCCGAGAUCAGGAUCCCGUAGACUGGUUGGUACGCAAGCAGUUCAGGUUGUUUCAGGAAGAUAGAUAUAUGUCUACUACUCGAUCCAAGUUACAAAAAGCAUAAGUUUGCAACUGUGUGCAGCUAUAUGUACUUAUAUUUGUUAUUACAUACACAGUCACCGUCAAGAUACUUUAUUAUAUACAUCAAUGUCAGUUAUGUAGUAUAUAUAAAGGAAAUAAAUAGAAUGUGGUUUUGUGUUA